Magallana angulata is the source of this 4841-nucleotide messenger RNA. Its product is annotated as nacrein-like protein. NCBI's taxonomy places the organism in Eukaryota, Metazoa, Mollusca, Bivalvia, Ostreida, Ostreidae. The transcript is spliced from 13 exons. Gene Ontology annotation, molecular function: carbonate dehydratase activity; zinc ion binding; monooxygenase activity. Gene Ontology annotation, cellular component: cytoplasm. The record is from RefSeq and is a predicted model, not a curated record. Bases 1702 to 3432 code for a protein of 576 amino acids.
UUAUAUAAUUUUAAGCAAUCGUUAGAUUAAAUAUUUAAAUAAAAAUAAACAAACCCCACUGGCGCCUUUAUUUGGUGUCAUUUAUAGUUAUGGGAUAUAUAGUACAAAAUCGAUACGUAAUGUAAUCAGAGGCAAAGACACUGGAAAAUGUAAAUAUUCUGAAAUAUAAAUCCACGUACGUGAAUUGUCUAAAUUGUCCUGUCAUUAUGUUUGUUGAUCUUAUAUUCUCUAUUAAUCGAACAUCCAAAGUAAAUUAAGUUUAAUGUUGUUUGCAAACUACUGAAAGAUGAAACAUGUUAUCUUUUGACUACAUUCAACAUUUCGUUACCCGCCGUAAGUAGGUCUGAUACUGACAAUAAGUGUUUGAUGAAUGGUAGCAUCCCUCUCAUUACCGGAUGUAACACGGGUUUCAACAAUUUAAAUAAGGUUAAACAUGACAUCAGUUGCCACUGUUAACAUAAAUCUAUUACACAAAUGUUUCUCCUGUUUAAAUAAUGAACGUCAAAGGUGCAUAUUUAGCUAUUACAAAUAGGUUAUUCUUAAGGGACUUUUUAUCAAACUCGCUUUGAACAGACGAUGUGCAUUCAAAAUUAACUUGUGUACAUCAUGCUUAUGACAGCUGCAGGUUUUAAUUAUAUUCAGGGUCAAGUUGAGUGUAGUUGUUAGGAUACAUAUUGGUCAUUACAAGGUUUUCCUUUUCGUUGGACAAGGAUCAUAAGGUUGAUAAAGUGAUAGCAGCUGUCAUGCGACCUGUGGAUGGCAUCAAAUUGUACAUUCGGUCAAGAGACAACUAAUGACAAUGCUGUACUCACCUAUACGCUGAAUCUAGUCAAUACAUCCAAGAUAUUAUAAACCUACGACUUGAUGCAUGAAAAGACGUCAACAUAAACACAAUUAAUUAUGAACUCCAAAAUUAACGGAGGAAAACUUUAUGAAAACAAAAAGUCAUCAUCUUUUACGUAUAAUUUAAUUGUGUUGCAUUUGGAAACGGUAACUUGAUUAGAUCUGGAAAUACCGGUGAUAAAAUUGACGGUUUGUGUAAAAAUAAAAUAGUUUCUUCCUGAAGACACAUGUGGUACUCUUAAAAUGAAUGGUGUAAAAAAGAACUAUUGAUCUUUGUAUUGUUAAUUUUUAUUCAAUAUUUAAUUCUUUCUAAUAAUAGUGUAAUGCAAUAAACGUAAUGUUAAAACGUAAAAGAUUGGAAUUGGCUUAUUCAUACCAAAAAGCCCUGUAAAAUAUAUAUUUAGUUACUUUAUUAUACAUGAGUUAAAACAUUGCUUAGGGAAGACGAUGGGCUUCUUGUUUGACGUUUAUAUCUACUUCUUGUUCUCGAAAAUGAGUGCCCAGUUUUCUACAAGGACUUGUUGUAAGCUUGCAGUUUUGUAUCUCAAAAAGUAGUGUAUCUCUAACACAAGUAGUCUCAACGAUAGCUUCUUGUCAAAAAUGAUCCUAUAAUUAAGUUUAUUAAUUAUAAAAAUUUUAAAAUUCGGAAUUGAAUAUCAACCGUUUUUCAAUGCACUUUUUUUUUACUGCAAAAUGUGAUUUGCAUGUUAAACGUUUUUUAUUUCAAUAUAAUUAAAUUAUUUCCUUAAUCGUUUUUAUUUCUUCUCAACUAAUUAUUGUCAACGAGGCAUUCAUCUGUUACAAAACACGAGACUUUUGGUUUAUAAAGUAAGCGCUGUCCUUUGGGGCUGACUAGAGAUGGCCCAGUGUUUGUCGUCAGUGGUCCUGCUGUGGAUUUCCCUCGGGACAGUGCUUGGUGCAGGUUUCUUGGGAGUUCGUCCGCAGUCCAAUGGCGAUUGUCGAUAUGACGAUAUUAACAAAGCCCACUUUAGUUAUGAUCAGAAUCAUUGUGAGGGUCCAAUGAAGUGGUGCAAUGUCCAUCAGUGCUGGUCCACGUGUGGGUCUGACAUCAGGCAGUCGCCCAUUAACAUUCAGACCGCGGAAACCAUCAGGGAGGGGUUUGGGAAUCUACAGUUCCGCAACCUUCACCUCAGAGUUCCAGCAAAUAUCAGUAACAACGGACACUCUCCGGACUUCGAUUGCAAAGUUGAAACAGACGAGGCUCUCAGGCUGAAGAAGAAUAUCAUUCUAACCAACGUCCCUAUGCGCGGGGAUAAACAAUACAUAUUUGCCCAACUCCAUAUACACAUAGGCAACGAAACAAACCGUACGUCCGAUUCAAACAUCAAUGAUGAUGAUGAAGGAUCAGAACACUCCAUCGAUGGCCAGUUUUAUCCAAUGGAGGCUCACUUGGUGUUUUACGACAGUUCAUUCGAUAACAUAGGUGUGGCCAAACCUGUAAACGACAGUCUGGUAGUGCUCGGCGUCAUGAUAAAGGUCAGAGACGAUGACAGUGAAGAGGAAAACGAAGAAGAGGAAGACAAGAGGGAAAACGAAGAGGAGGAAGAAGACCAGGAAGAACCCGAACAAGACGAUAAAGAUCUUUGCUCGUUGGAAGAAGGUAAAAUGAACGAGAAAUUCUACAGGAAACACUGUUAUAGGAAGAGGACAAAAUGUAAGGGGAGAUUUGCCAAGAGAUUAAGUGAUAACAUGGAACACUAUUUUGAAGAGAUUCGGAACCACGACCCUGUUAAACCAGAUCUAGAGAAAUCUUCAGACGACGACAUUCGUGAAUACCAAUGUGGGGACCAUCCAGACUUGGACUUUAUUUACAACAACUGCAUGAAACGGUCCACUUAUGAAAGCAGGAACUACCGGGAGGUGGAGUCUGGAAUCUCCCCUCUGGAUGUUCUCCCUUGUGACCAGAGCUUCUACACGUAUGCCGGGUCACUGACCACUCCACCGUGUUAUGAAACGGUCCAGUGGAUUGUCUUUAAAUGCCCUAUUACUGUCUCUAAAAAGGCUUACAGAAAUUUGCAGUUAGUUGAGGAUUCAAACGAAGAUGACCUGAAAUUGCUGGGGGUUAAACGUCACAUUAUGACGAGAGGGGGUCCGGAACCCUCCCUGUCUGAGGAUCAGCUAGAACUGUUAGAGAAAUCCUGGAACUCGAUAAAGGUCAACAUAGCCAACAUAGGUGUUGUUGCUUUCAUGAAUUUAUUUCAAACUCAUCCAGAAGUAAAAGAUGCGUUCCUACCGUUCCAACAAUUGGCUGAAGAUGACAUGGAACACAGCGCCAUCUUGCGGUCACAUGCACUCCGUGUAAUGGGGACGGUAGAUAAAUGUCUGACUCGGAUACGGACGCCGGAAAAACUUCAGUCUCUUAUGCAUGAGCUCGGAGAGAGACAUGUUAACUACAACGCUAAAUACGACUUCAUUGAUAUGGUGGGAGGACAGUUUGUUCAUGCUAUCAAGCCUCAUCUACAGGACAGCUGGAGCGAGGAACUGGGAGAGGCCUGGGUGCAGCUGUUCAGGGUUCUUUGUUAUUACAUGAAGAAGGGAAUGCGCGACAACAACGCCAAUGCAGACUGACAAAUAAUGACAAAUAAUGAAUGCAAAUAGUGCUGAUUGUGACCUGGUUCCCAGAUAGUAAAUGGGUAUGACUGCUCUGACACUCCCAGUUUUGUAUUUUAUGUUAAACGACCCCCGAAAGGACUCAGUCCAUGAUUAUGUUAACAAAUAUUACGAAAUUCAUAUUUAUUCAAAUGAAACAUUUAAGUUAAUUUGAAUUAUAAUUAUACAAUGUAUUAACUCUGAAAUUUAUAUUUUUGAUGAAAAAUAAAUGUGGUUUUUUUUCAAACUCAUAGUUUUAUAACUUGGAGUAGUAAACCAUAAAUUGUUUGUUAAUGUGAAAUUAUGGAUAUUAUCUUUUAUUCAUAUCAAUAUCUGUUUUCAUUUAAGAAGAUGCAUACCGGUAUGUUUAACAUGCGAGUACCCAUUAUUGCCGAAAAAUACACGAGUUUCCUCUACUACUCUCUUCAUGUACUACAAGCUAUCAUGUAAAAUAUCUUUUCGUUAUUUUCAAUCAAUAAAUCGGUAAAAAGGUCAAAAAUUUAAAAGAACCUAACAAUAUAAGAUAAAAUGUAAGAAUAUAAAAUAAAGAAUUAUAAUAUAAACGCAAUUCAAUCAUAUUAUAAGCAAUAUUUUUUUCCAUGUCUCUGCGGCCACAUGCUCACAAAGAGGAACAUGUACUUCACAAAUCUCCGGACAAAUGAUUAAAUAUUUAAUAAAUGCAUUAUUUAUUUAUUAAAAAGCUUUUUAUUAAGUUUUAAUGUGUCCAGUAAAAGAAAUAAUGUGUGUGAAAGUUACUAGCAACGCCUCUGAUUUACAUCGCAGAUGCGUGUGGAUAAAUCUUCCAUCCGCCUCUGGUUGGAAACAUAAUGGCGUCAAACAAGCAAGCAGACGCUCCGUUUUCUUUCUUAAAUAUUGUGUAGUAGAAAUGAUAUCUUGCUUAUUUUUGUCAAAUAUCAUAACACGUAGGUAAUUAUUGUUCAAAUUUGGACCUAAACAAAAAACGCCUUGUCAUCUAAGUAGAUUACAAGUCAAACAUUCAGUGGCAUGUGUCAUCGCACGGAUACAAAUGUGAUAUGUUUCCAUAGGCUUAUCUUUGUUAAGGCGAGUUCCGAGAUGUUUGAAGAAUUUUUUUUUCAUUCACAACUCUUAUAGUGUGUUGAAAAUUCUAUUAUUUAUUUAUUUAUUUUGGUUUGUAGCUAAAAACAACGAAUAGGUAGCGGAAAUCUUGCUGUUUUUAUAACAACGGGCAAUAAUGGGUACUCGUCAAUAAUGGGUAAUAGCACGUUAUAUUGAAAUCAUUUAUCUUUGUCCAUAUUGCCUUUAAGAAAGACACCAGAUAAAAAUUUCCCUGUAUUUCUUUCCCAAUUAAUGUUUUAUCUGUAAAAUGUAUAUCAAUGUGUUUAUAAAUGUUUUAAUGUCUUAUAUGC